Molecule: messenger RNA, 2259 nt
Organism: Suncus etruscus (white-toothed pygmy shrew)
Lineage: Eukaryota; Metazoa; Chordata; Mammalia; Eulipotyphla; Soricidae
Product: disintegrin and metalloproteinase domain-containing protein 20-like
Exons: 1
Coding region: 1-2259 (752 amino acids)
Biological process (GO): proteolysis; male gonad development
Cellular component (GO): external side of plasma membrane; sperm head plasma membrane; plasma membrane
Molecular function (GO): metalloendopeptidase activity
Source: RefSeq, a predicted model, not a curated record
AUGGUCAUAUAUGAGGAACAAGUAAGAUUUAUCACACAGCUACUGCUGCUCUGGCUAAAGGUGCUACUUUUCCAUAGUGUAUUGUCCUCAGUUGUACUCUCUCAAAGCCAAGCCAAACCAGAAGUAAUGAUUCCGUUGAAAAUUUUCGACUCUGCUCCAAGUAAAAAUCCUUCAGAAUGGGUCUCUUACAGAAUGAAGUUUGAUGGCCAGGAACAAGUUGUCCACAUGAAGGUAACCAAGUUUUUGUUGGCAAAAAACAUGCCAGUAUUCACCUACACAGACCAGGGUGCUCUCUCUCAGGACCAUCCUUUUAUCCAGAAUGACUGCUACUAUUAUGGUUAUGUGCAAGGGGACCUGUUGUCCCAGGUUUCCCUCAAUAGCUGUUUUGGGGGAUUUAAUGGAAUUUUACAGAAAAACAACACAGUUUAUAAAAUAGAGCCAAAGUUAAAUUCAACCACAUUUGAACAUCUGGUAUAUAAGCUGGUCAGUGAGCAGAAUGACUUACCAGCUAGGAGAUGUGGAUCAACAGAUGAUCAAUCUCAAUGUGAAUUCAAGAUUACAAAGAGUGACCACUUCAAAGAGUUAUCUAUAUCAAAGCAGAGUGGAUAUGUGGGCUGGUGGCUGCACAAGCGAUAUCUUAGAUUAGUAAUAGUGGUCGAUAAUAUAUUGUAUCGUCAUUAUCGAUCUAAUGCCACAACUACAAAGAAUAUACUACUUCCUGUGUUAAACAUUGCGUUUGCUAAUUUUGUGCAAUUUGAUUUAACAGUAACUUUAGUGGGAAUUGAAAUCUGGACUGACAAAAAUCCUAUAACUUAUAACAGUUCAAUUAAACAUGUAAUACCAUUCUGUAAAUGGAAGGAAAAAACUUUGAGCCUACGCAUUUCACAUCAUUUAGCACAUUUACUUUGUAGGAUUCCAGGAAACAACAUAGUAUACUAUACAUAUAGACGUGCAAUAUGUUACGAUAUCUUGAAUUGUGCAGCUCUUGUGAUCAAGGCAGAUCAUGCAAUGAAUUUAGUUGCAGUUUUAAUUUCAAGAGCACUUGCUAUUAACAUAGGUGUUGAGCUAGAUGAAGAUUACUGUACAUGUGGGCAAAAAUAUUGUAUUAUGUCCAAAAAAAUAGAGCCUGCACAUCUCUUCAGUAACUGCAGCUACAGUCAGUAUUAUGAGGCUAAAACACAUUGUCUAUUAAGACUACCAGAUACAGAGGAAACCUUUGAAGAAAAACGCUGUGGGGAUGGUAAGCUGGACGAAGGAGAAGAUUGUGACUGUGGGACAAUUAGUUCUUGUGCAAAUGAUCCAUGUUGCGAGGCAAAUUGCAAACUGGCACCGGGGGCUAUUUGUGCUUUUGGACUUUGUUGCAGGAAUUGCAAGUUGUUGCCAGCAGGUACAUUGUGUAGAAAAAAAGAAAAUGAAUGUGAUCUUCCAGAGUGGUGCAAUGGGACCUACCAUGAGUGCCCUCAGGACGUUUAUGUGCAGGGUGGGAUCUCAUGCAAAGGUGGUGGAUAUUGUUAUGGAAAGAAAUGCAAAAACCGCCAAGAACAGUGUAGAAGAAUUUUCGGCAACCAGGCUAAGAGUGCAAGUCUUAGUUGUUAUGUAGACGUGAAUAACAAAGGUGAUCGCUUUGGUAAUUGUGCAUACUAUACCAAUUCUUACACACCUUGCCCUAUAAAGGAUUCUCAAUGUGGAAGGCUUCAGUGUGUGAAUGUGAACCCACUCUCUAAUCUGCAAAGUCACAGCACCCUCAUUUCAACGAAUAUCAGUGGCAUCAAUUGCUGGGGUAUUGAGUACCAUUAUGGGGCACACACACCAGAUCUUGGUGAAGUGGAGGAGGGAACUGAAUGUGGAGAAAAUCAUAUUUGUGUUGAUCGACGCUGUGUCCCUAUGUCAUACUUCACAAAUCAUUGCUCUCCUAAAAAAUGCAGCAUGCACGGAAUCUGCAACAAUCGAAAUCACUGCCACUGCGAUUCUCCUUGGCGCCCACCCUUCUGCUAUGAGACAGGAAAUGAGGCAGGAAAUGAGGCAGGAAAUGAGGCAGGAAAUGAGGCAGGAAAUGAGGCAGGAAGGGUUGGUGGGGGAAGUGUUGACAGUGGCCCACCAUCUGGAAGUCAUCAAGAUGGAGGCGAUUCAACUGAGUCUGAAGAUUCAACUCAAUCUGAAGGUGUCAAGCACUCACACAUUUGUUAUUUUCUUCUGCUCUUGCGUUUCAUAGUAUUUCUCUUGAUUUUCAUUGGUGUAAUGUUAAAAGCAGUGUUCUAA